AUGGCGACAGCGGAAGCCACCGGAGGCAGCAGCAGCGAGGGAGCGCCCGAGCUGACCCUUCUGGGUUUCUGGACGAGCCCGCACGUCCUCCGGGCGCGGUUCGCCCUGAACCUCAAGGGCAUCCCCUACACGUACGUGGAGGAGGACCUGUUCGGCGACAACACCAAGGGCCGGCUCCUGCUCGUCCACGCCGGCAAGCCCGUCGCCGAGUCGAUGGUCAUCCUGGAGUACAUCGACGAGGCGUUCCCGGACAGCCUCCCGCGCCUCCUCCCCUCCGGCGACCCGUACCGGCGCGCGGCCGCACGGUUCUGGGCCGCCUACGUCGACCAGAAGCUGGUGCCCACGUGGAUCCCGCUCCACGAGCCGCGCGACCUCAGGCGCCGCAAUGCCGGUGCCUUGACCUUGGCGAGCGUGAGCCGCACGGCGGCGCCGGGCGCGACGGGGGGACGGGAGGUCGGCGGCGUUGACCCGGUCGACGGCGGUGGCGUCGAGCGCGUUGGGCGUUGCCCUUGCGCCGCCGCGGGCGCCGCCGCAUUUCAUCGAACACCUAGAGCGCGUCCGGGAUGUGCUCAGCGUGGCAGGGAGGAAGACGCGCGUCCGACGGCGACGACGACGGCGUAG
Lolium perenne is the source of this 621-nucleotide messenger RNA. Lineage: Eukaryota; Viridiplantae; Streptophyta; Magnoliopsida; Poales; Poaceae. The record is from RefSeq and is a predicted model, not a curated record.